UCUCUCUCACACACACAUAUAGGCAUACAUACAGACAUUCUCAUUCUCUCUCCCCCCACCCCUCCCUUUUCUCACACAGACACAUUAUCUUUAUGUCUCUCACCCUUACCCCCUCCUCUCUGUCUCUCUCACACACAUUCUCUUUCCCUCCUUCCCCCUCUCUCUCACACACAGAUGCAUACAUACACACAUUUUCAUUCUCUCUUUCCCUUUGUCUCUCUCCCCUUCCCAUCUCUCCUCCUCUCUCUUUCUCUAACACAGACUUUCUCUCUUUCUCCCUCCUUCUCUCUCACACACACAUUCUCUCUCUCCCCCCCCCCUUCUUCUCACUCAUCUCUCUCUCCUCUCUCUCUCUCUCUCACACACACACACACACGCACUUUCUUUCUCUUUCAUUGGCAGGAAUCUCUCUUUCACACACACACACACGCAUAAUCUCAUUCUCAUUCUCUCUCCUCUCCUUGCUCACACACACACAUACACAUACUUACACACACUUUCGUUCUCUUUCCCUCUCUACCCUUCCCAUCUCUCCUUCUCUCUUGCUCACAUUCUCUCUUGCCCCUCUCCUCUUUCACACGCACGUUCUCUCUUUUUCUCACUUCUUUCUCUCUCCCUCCCUGUUUCACACACACACAAAAUCUAACUCUCACUCUCCCCUUCUCCUUCUUGCUCACACACAUGCAAAUACAUAUACACAUUCUCAUUCUCUCUCCCCUCUUCUUCCCCAUCUUUCCUCCUCUCUCUCUCACAAACACACAUUGCCUUACCCUCUCCCUCCCUCUCUUCCCCUCUGUCUCUCUCUGCCUCUCUCUCUCUCACACACACACACACAUUCUCAUUCUUUCUCUCUCUCACACACAGAGACACAUUCUCAUUCUCUCUUUCUCAUACACACACACACAUGCACACACACACACACACACACAUUCUCUUCCUCCCUCUCCUUCUCUCUUCCUUCUUCUCAUGCUGGGGGAAUCAAGAUGGCUAUAUUGUGAGCUUUCCUAUAGACAGGCCCAUGUGGCAUGGCACACCCAAGGAACUGAGACACUCAGUCCAGCCUUCCACAAGAAGCUGCAGCCUCACCAGCGCCAGGUGAGUGAGUUUAGAAAUGGCUCCUCCAGACCCAGGAGAGUCCUGGGUGACUGCAGCCCCAGCCAACAGUUUGACUGUAACCUGAUGAGAGGCCUUGAGUGAGGAAUGCCCAGCCAAGCACCUCUCAGACUCCUGAUCCAUAGAAACAAUGAGGUAAUAAACAUUUGUUGCUCAAAGCUGUUAAUUUAAGGGUAAUUUGUUACACAGUAAAUUAUAACCAGAACACCUUGGCAGUACUUAAUUGUUUAUCAUUUAUUUAUAUUUUUGCUAAUCUAAUGUAAAUACUACCAGUGUUGACAUCUGUAUUUGUGUGAGUAUGUGUGUGUGUAAAUUGUUUCAAAUCUUUUGCUUAUUUUUCUAUUAACCUGUUUAUUCUUUCUUGUUUUGUUGUAGGAUUCUAAUGUAUUUAAGAUUAAUGCUUUAUUUUUCAUAGAUGGUGCAAAUAUUUUCUUUCCAUCUGUUUAACCAUACAUAAUUUAUAAUUCAUGUGCAGUUGAGUUUGCUGAUUAUGUCUCUUGUCACGUUUAGAUUUGUAUUAUAAUUAGAAAAGCAUUACAGUUCCAAGAUAUGUAAUAUUUGCAUGUAUUUUCUUCUAAAAUUUCAGAGACUUGUUCAGUAUUUAGCUUCUUAACCCACCCAUAGUACAUUAUUUCUAGUGAGGUUAUACAGAGAGCUAAAUAAAACUUUCCAGAUUGAUAAUCAGUUGUCAAAUAUCAAUGUGAUAUAGUCCAUCCAUUUUUAUAAGUUGAAUCAUAUAAAAACAUGAAUAUUUCUGAACUGUAUAUUACAUACCAUCAAUUUUCUUACUGUUUCCUGCAAUAACCACACUGUUUAAAUUGCUAUAAUUCUAUAAUAUGUUUUGAUAAUUGUUGGGAUUAGUUUCUUACGGGUCUUCCUUUCAAAUGUUGUCUUAGUGUUUUGCAAAUAUUUUUUCCAUAAUGAAUUUAAAGUAAUCCUAUACAUUCCUCAGAAGUUAUAUUUAGAGUUUAAUUUUCAGAUUAAUUUUAACAAGCAGAAUAAUUUGGGGAGAGUUACCUCUUUCAAAUACUGAGUAUUUCUUAACCAAGGACACAGUAUAACUUUUUCUUUUUUUCAGGGCCUGUGUUAUGACCUUCAAUAGACUUCUAUUUUCUAAAUAAGUUUUACGAGUUUUCUUGUCAGGCCUAACCAUAAGUAUUUAAUGAGCUUUAUGGCUGUUCUAAAUGGACUUAUUUUCCUAUUACAUUUUAAAUUCGUCAUUGCUGGUGUAUAAGAAAGCCAUUGAUUUUUAAAUAUUGAUUUAUUUUAUUCUGGCUACUUUCCUGGACUCUUAUGAGUUCUUAUAGCUUUUUAAUUGAUUCUUGAUGAUUUUUUUUAUUUUGGUGGACAAUAACUUUAUCUUUGUCAUGUGUGUAUAUAUAUGUGUUUGCAUAUGUGUCUAUAUAUAUAUAUGUGUGUAUGUGUAUACACACACACACACACAUUUUACUUUUAUUUCAUUGCAUGGUAUAGCAUCUCCAACAAACAUCAAUAUUGACAUGGUACUGGGAUCCUUUUCUUAUUUCUGAUUUACUGCCGAUUAUCCUUGUAUUAGCUUUCCUGAUACCACUAUAACAUAUUACCACAAACUGUGUAACUUAACCCACCACAACUGUAUUUCCUUACAGUUCUGGAGGUCUGAUGUCAGAAUGUGAUGUACAGGGCUAUAAUCAAAGUGUCUGCAGGGCUGGUUCCUUCUGAGGGGAACAUGCUCUCCCUUCUGCAAGGGAGGAUCUGUUCCUUGUCUCUAUCAGCUGCUGUAAGCCACCUGCAUUCCUUGGAUCAAGGUUUCUUCUUCAUAACGCUCCAACCUCUUGCUUGCUUUCAUCAUCACAUUGCCUUCACCUCUGUCUAAAUUCCUAUCACCCAGAUAAUUCAGAAUAAUCUUUUACUCUCAAGGUUCUUAACUUAAUCACAUCUGCAAAGUCUCUUUUAACACGUAAAGUAACACAUUCACAAGUUCCGGGAAUUAAGACAUUGUUGCGGGGAGGGGACGUUGUUAAACUUACCACACUUAAAAUAUUUCAUUAUUAUUUAUGCAGUUUUCUUAAGGCUUCUGGUAGAUUUUUUAAAGUCAGUUCCAAGAAUGUAUUUCUAUAACUUGCUUACUAAGAGCUUCUUCCUUCUGAGUCAGUAACAAAUAUUGUAAUGAAUCAAAUGAUUUAUUCAUCCAUCUUGAGAUGUUUACUCACUGUUCUCCUUUGUUAAUGUACUAAUUAAAUUAAUGCACAUGUUUCAUAAUUUGAAAUACUUUUGUACUCUCAGUGUACGCCUUUUGGGUAUAAUGUAUUAAUAUUAGUCUGCUAACACAUUCCUGAAAUUAAUUUGCUAAUAGUUUAUUUAUAAUAUUCAUAUCUGUAUUCACUAGCUUUCUUGUCUGUGCUUUCUUUGUUAAAUCUUGAUAUCAGAGUUAUAUUAUCCCAUAAAAUUAUUUGAAAAAAUUAUUUUUCUUUAUGUCAGUCGAAAAACAUUACAUAACAAAGAAGUUAUCUCUAUAAAGGUACAAUCAGCCUCACCCAAAAACACCCUGCGCCUGAUUUCCCUUUAUGGUGGGCAAUAAACUCUCAAUAUUUCACCUGACACUAUCAAUAUUUCUGCUAUUCUUUAGGUGAACUUUUGUCAUUUGUGUCACUAGCAAAUAAUUCUUACUAAGAUGCUUAACUUAUAACAUAAACCAUACUUACGCUUGAUAUGGUUUGGCUCUGUGUCAUCACCCAAAUCUCCUGUUGAAUUUAAUUCCCAGUGUUGGGAGGGGGACCCGGUGGGAGGUGGUGGUUGGAUCAUGGGGGCAGAUUUCCCCCUUGCUGUUUCGCGAUAGUGAGUUCUCAUGAGGUCUGGUUGGUUAGAAGUGUGUAGCUCUUUCCUCUCUGCUCUCUCUCCUGUUCCACCAUGGUAAGAUGUGCCUGCAUCUCCUUUGUCAUCCAUCAUGACUGUAACUUUCCUGAGGCCUCCCCAGCCAUGCUUCCUGUACAGCCUACAGAACUGAUGGAACACCAGGCUAUAGUUUCAGGAAGCCAGCCUUGAGUUUGCAAAAAAUAGCACCCCCUUCAGAAUUGGUAAAACAAUGAGAAAGAAUUGCCCAGAACUUCAUGGAGCUGAGCCAUUCACCCAUCCUGGAACAUCCACCUUCCUCUGGAAUUGUUUUUUUAAUGUAUUUUCUUCUUGUUUAAUCCACUAAUUCUCUCUCUUUUCCUCUCUUUCUCUCUCUCUCAUCUCUGUUCCUUUCCACAGCAACAUAGACUAUAUAUGAUUAUAUAUUUGAGUGUAUUUAAUUUUAAAAGUACAUACAUAGAUAUUUACAGAACUGCUCAAUCAGAAAAAAAUACACUUAAUAAAUAAUUGUUCAACAAUGGCCUUGAUGUGCUAUAAUUUGUAUUUCCACCAAAUGAGUCCCAGUUACUUUUAAUGUGUAUUUUCCAUGCUUGUUCACCUAUUUCAUUUUAUAUUAAAUGUAUAUUAAAUUUCCCUCUAAUGUUUU
This is a messenger RNA of Chlorocebus sabaeus (green monkey), 4591 nucleotides long. NCBI's taxonomy places the organism in Eukaryota, Metazoa, Chordata, Mammalia, Primates, Cercopithecidae. The record is from RefSeq and is a predicted model, not a curated record.